Molecule: messenger RNA, 1722 nt
Organism: Electrophorus electricus (electric eel)
Lineage: Eukaryota; Metazoa; Chordata; Actinopteri; Gymnotiformes; Gymnotidae
Gene: hprt1
Product: hypoxanthine phosphoribosyltransferase 1
Biological process (GO): GMP salvage; purine ribonucleoside salvage; guanine salvage
Cellular component (GO): cytosol
Molecular function (GO): hypoxanthine phosphoribosyltransferase activity; magnesium ion binding
Source: RefSeq, a predicted model, not a curated record
AACAAUCUGCCGCAGGAGAAAACCUGCGCAGGUGAAGAGGGCAGCUCAGCAGCAGUCGUCCAUCCCGCUCCGUCGCGACGACUUUUGCAAUCGUGCGGACAUGGCGACCUCCAGCUCCUGCGUCGUGAUAAGUGAUGAGGAACAGGGUUAUGACCUGGACCUCUUUUGCAUACCAAAACACUAUGCAGAUGAUCUGGAACGUGUCUAUAUUCCACAUGGGCUCAUCUUGGACAGGACUGAGCGUCUGGCCAGGGAGAUCAUGAAGAAUAUGGGAGGCCACCACAUUGUGGCCCUCUGCGUGCUCAAAGGAGGCUACAAGUUCUUCGCAGACCUACUACUCGAUUACAUCAAAGCACUUAACCGCAACAGUGCGUUCCAUUCUUUGACUGUGGACUUCAUUCGCCUUAAGAGCUAUCAAAAUGACCAGUCGACUGGUGAGAUUAAAGUGAUUGGUGGAGAUGAUUUAUCUACACUCACAGGGAAGAAUGUCUUGAUUGUGGAGGACAUCAUCGAUACUGGGAAGACAAUGAAAACAUUGUUAGAACUCCUCAAGCAAUACAACCCAAAAAUGGUCAAGGUGGCCAGUUUGCUUGUGAAGAGGACACCAAGGAGUGUUGGCUACAGACCAGACUUUGUAGGAUUUGAGGUCCCUGACAAAUUUGUGGUGGGAUAUGCACUAGAUUACAAUGAGUACUUUAGAGAUUUAAAUCAUAUCUGCGUCAUCAGUGAAACAGGAAAAGAGAAGUAUAAAGCAUGAGGUGGCCUGAACGCCCUGCCCCCCCCCUAGUUAUGUAUAAUUUUUAUUGAUGUCCGUUUUAUAUCUGGUCUGUAUUUCACAAGUGCAGCUCACCUCACAUUUGCUCAGCUUUCUCCCCAACGGCUAAAACAUAUGUGUGACCAAAAGUCAAAUUUGGUUUGAGUGCAUUUGGAUAAAAUAUAACCAAAAUGUAAUCUUGGGGUGGAGGCUUAAUUGUUUAAUUUAUAUUAUUUAAAUUGUGUGUGUGAUAAAUAUUGCCAGACAUGCUUAGAUUAAAGAUUUCAUUAAGCACAUUAUGGGAACACCUCGCCAAACCUCUUAUUAUUUGCUGCUUUAAUAGGAUAAAUUUCAAGUGUUUGCUGAAUGAACAAUUUAUUGCCAAACAUUUACAUCGUGUACAUUUACAUUUGAGGUCUAAUGUGAUUUGCAUUCAUAAUUAAUUUGGAUACAUCUCAAGGUUAAGCAGGGAUAAUUAUGGAUACAGAGAAGUUUAAUUUUUUUAUUUAAUGACUGUUACACAUUGUUGUGAACUGUAAUUGUAUUCAUUUUGCCUUCUGUUUGUCUGCUUACUGCAGUUUUGUAACAGUACUGCAGCUUAAAUAAAUUUAGUUUUGUUAAGAGGGGGGAAAUGUCACGGUUACUUGUAUGCUGUCAUAUAGCCACAAAAACACAAUCUCACCUUUGCUUUAACAAACACUGGUGUAUAAGUGUGAUAAGAUCUCAUACUUUCUCAAUUUAGCAAUGUUAAUACUAGCUUUACAAUUAGCCUUAGACAUAACGAGCAAACUGUCUCUGCGGCAACAGAUUAUUCCAAGUGGUGUUGAGGCUUCAAGUGUAUACUUUUAACUGCACUUCCCAAGCCCCCACGUGUAAGGAGACAGUGGAAAGUAAAUCAUGUGAUCAUGUAGUAGACCACUGUAUUAGAGAGGCCUGAGGCAGUCACAUUAAAAAUGUAUUGCACUGAA